AUGCGAGGAAGGAAAGAUGCGAGGACGGAAGGAAGCGAGGAAGCAAGGAAGGAAGGAAGCAAGAAAAGAAGAGGCGAGGAAGGAAGGAAAGCGAGGAAGCAAGGAGGGAAGGAAGGAAGCGAUGAAAAAGAGAGGCGAGGAAGCAAGGAAGGAAUGAAGCGAGGAAGGAAGGAAGCGAGGAAGCAAGGUGGGAAGCAAGCGAGGAAGGAAAGAUGCGAGGAAGGAAGGAAGCAAAGAAGGAAGGAAGCAAGAAAAGAAGAGGCGAGGAAGAAAGGAAGGAAAGAAGUGAGGAAGCAAGGAAAGAAGGAAAGAAGCAAGGAAGGGAGGAAGCAAGGAAACGAGGAAGCAAGGAAGGAAGGAUGCGAGGAAGGAAGUAAGCGAGGAAGCAAGGAAGGAAGGAAGCAAGGAAGGAACGAAGCGAGGAAGGAAGAAUGCAAGGAAACGAAGAAGGAAGGAAGUGAGGAAGCAAGGAAGGGAGGAUGCAAGAAAGGAAGGAAGGGCGCAAGGAUGGAAGGAAGGAAGCGAGGAAGGAAGGAUGCAAGAAUGCGAGGAAGCAAGGAAGGGAGGAAGGAAGGAAGCGAGGAAGGAAGCGAGGAGGGAAGCAAGGAAGGAAGCAAGAAAGAAAGGAGGGAAGAAGCAAAGAAGGAAGGAAGCGAGAAGGGAAGGAAGCAAGGAUGGAAGGAAGCAAGGAAGGAAGGAUGUGAGGAAGCGAGGAAGGAAGCGAGGAAGCAAGGAAGCGAAGAAGCAAGGAAGGGAAGAAGCGAGCAAGCAAACAAAAAAGAUAAAGGGACAGACAGCAGUCGGAACAAUAGAUUUGCAAAAAAUCAGAGAAAUAUGGAUCAAAUUUCCCUCGAAAAACUAGCUAUAAGCAACCAUGAAGAGAUAAACAGACGUUGGAACGAUCCCAAUAAAGACUGGGAGAAGUUAAUGGAUGAUUUCUAUACUGAUGAGACUGUAAUACAUCCACCACGUAACCCACCUGUUACUGGGAAAAAGGAUAUCUGUGAGUUUUUUAGAAAAAACUUCCCUAAAAUGAAAAUCCAGAUGAGCCUUAGAGAAGCGCGAAGUCUCGGAGUGGACUCUUAUUUGGGCAUAUUCAAUAUUGUUGGAACAAUUGAUGACAAAGAAGUGGACAGAUUCAUAAAAUAUGAAAUAUGGUCAAAACAGACAGGAUCCUGGAAAUUUUCCUCAUACAUUUGGAACAGCAUUAAUGCUAAAGUUGACUAUUAGUAAAGUACAUGUAUAUUUGAUACAAUACUUACUAUAAAGAAGAACAUGUACUCUUCAAAUUUACUAAAAACGUUGUUAUAGUGAUAAUAUGCUUCUAAAAUAAACAUUCACACAAUGAGUCUUUUGUAAAAGUAACUGAAAUAGAGGUGCAAUUUGAAAUGGCUGCAUUAAGAACAAUAUCCAAAAAUUAAUUAACUGGGUAAUAUUUUGUGUUGAUGUAAUGCCAUCAACUAAAUGGUAUAUUAGAUAAUAUUUAAAAAUUAUUCCUUGAUUUAAAAAAUUCUGAAUGUACUGAAUCACAUAAAAAUUGUGCUUCUUCAAGUAGAAAUGGAAUUUUCAUUGGUG
Molecule: messenger RNA, 1575 nt
Organism: Owenia fusiformis
Lineage: Eukaryota; Metazoa; Annelida; Polychaeta; Sabellida; Oweniidae
Source: the annotation of a GenBank genome assembly